GUGUGUGCGCGUUAAUUUUCACCCGCCCGGCCCCGGGGGUGCCCCGGGCGCUGCCGCCGCCCGCGCUGCCCGGCGGCGGGUGGGUGCGGUUGCGGGAAGCGAUCAGGCAGCGCGUUGAACCCCUAUGUGUCGGUGCCUGCGGGGUCCUGCCUCCGGAGCCCGUGCGGGGAUGUCUGGGAGACCCCGCGCCGACUGCUGCUCAAACAUCACGUUGACAUGGAUGAUGAAGACGGCCGGUGCCUGCUCGACGUGAUCUGCGACCCCCAGGCCCUGAACGACUUUUUACAUGGAUCCGAAAAGAUUGACGGUGAUGAUCUCCUGGACAGCACAGGAGAUGCAGCCAGCGCCUUCUUUGAAGGUGCUGGGCUGCACGUCCAGGAGCCCCCCGGCAACCACCUGAGCAGCGAGCAGAGCCAGCCCAGCGCCAGCGUGGACCUGGAUUUCCUGGAGGAUGACAUCCUGGGGUCCCCCGGCGGCGCGGGCGGCGCCGAGCAGCCCUGCGACAUCCUGCAGCAGAGCCUGCAAGAGGCCAACAUCACGGAGCAGACGCUGGAGGCCGAGGCCGAGCUGGACCUGGGCUCCUUCCAGCUGCCGGCGCUGCAGCCCGUGGUGCCGGCGCCCGCCGACGGCGCCGCUCAGAUCUUCCCCGGCGGCGCCGCCGACCUGCUGGGCUUGCAGCCGCCGGCCGUGCUGACGCACCAGGCGCUGGUGCAGCCCUCGGUGGGCGCCGACGUGGUGAACAAAGCCAUCAGCGUGCAGCCCUUCCUGCAGCAGGUGGGACUGGGCAACGUCACCAUCCAGCCCAUCUCCAACCUGCCCGGCUUGCCCAACGGCAGCCCCGGCGGCGCGCUCGGCAUCGGCCCCAUCCAGGUGGUCGGCCAGCAGGUCAUGGCCAUCAACCCGCCGGCGCAGCAGCUCAUCGCCAAGCCGGUGCAGCCGUCGCCGGUGGCCACGGUGCCCGUGGGCGGCUACAUCGCGCAGCCCGAGCAGCAGCAGGUGACGCUGGCGGCGUCGGCCGGCGUCUCGCCGCAGGGCGCCGGGCUCGUCAUCCAGAAGAACCUGCCGGCCGUGGCCACCACCACGCUGAACGGGAGCUCGGUGUUCGGCGCGCAGGGCUCGCAGCCGCUCACCGUCACCUCCAACCUCAGCAGCCCGCUGGUGCAGGCGCAGAACGUCAUCAUCCACCGCACGCCCACCCCCAUCCAGCCCAAACCCGCCGGCGUGCUGCAGCAGAAGCUCUACCAGAUCACCCCCAAGCCCUUCGCCCCCAACAACGCCACGCUCACCAUCCAGAACGAGCCGGCGCUGCAGCCGCAGAAGGCGCAGCAGCAGAACUUGACCUUCAUGGCCGGCAAAGCCGGGCAGAACGUGGUGCUGUCCGGCUUCCCCCAAGGGCUCCCGGCCAACGUCUUCAAGCAGCCGCCGCCGCAGCAGCAGGCGCUCAGCAAGCCCAUGAGCGUCCACCUGCUCAACCAGGGCAGCAGCAUCGUCAUCCCGGCGCAGCACGUGCCGCAGGCCGUGCUGCAGGGCCAGAACCAGUUCCUGCUGCCGGGGCAGCUGGCGGGCGCCUCGGCCGUGCCGCUGACGCAGCAGCUCUCGGCCCUGCCGGCCAACAUGGGCGGCCAGAUCCUGGCCACGUCGCACGCCGGCGGCCAGGCGCACAUCAUCGCCAGCCAGGGCCCCGGCGGGCAGCUCAUCGCCAACCAGGCGCUGCCGGCGCAGAUCCUCACCAACCAGAACCUGGCGGGGCCGCUCAACCUGGGCCCGGUGCUCACCUCGCCCAACGCGCCCGGCACGGCGCACAUCCUGUCGGCGCCCAUCCAGGUGGGGCAGCCGGCGCUGUUCCAGAUGCCGGUGUCGCUGGCGGGCGGGCUGAGCACGCAGAGCCAGCCCGCGGCCACCUCGCUGGGCCAGACGGUGAUCCAGGGGGUGACGCUGCCCAGCCAGGUCGCCAUGCUCAACGCCGAGGGGCUGGCGCCGGCCGUCAGCAUCCAAGCGCCCGCCGCCAGCAGCCAGAGCCCCGGGCUGGCGCAACCGCAGCCGCCGGCGCCCGCCAACCUGCUCCCCGGCGCCGAGCAGCCCAUCCUGGCCGUGCAGAGCGCGGCGCAGCCGCCCGCGCCGCUGCAGCUCAACGUCCCGCCGCCCACACAGCCGCCGGGGACGCCGCAGCCCAGCCCCGGCCUGGCCUCCAGCCCCGAGAAGAUCAUCGCCGGCGCCGUCAUCAACCAGGACUCCAUGCAGAUGUUCCUGCAGCAGUGUCCCGCGGGGCAGCAGAAGCUGGGGGACACCCCACAGCUCCCGGCCGCCCCCUUGCCCCAAAUCCCCUCCCCGCGCCCCCCCUCGCAGCCCCAGCCCCUCUCCCGCCCCCCCUCGCAACCGCAGAGCCUCUCCCGCCCCCCCUCCGAACCGCUGGCCCGCUCCUGCACCCCCCAGGCCCCCCCCGGCCUCUACGUCAUCCAGGGCCAAGUGGCCUCGUCCCCGCACCCCCUGCGCCCCCCGUCCCAACCGCAACCCUUCCAGCCCCCCCCCGCGCAGGCCGAGCCCCCCCCGGACCCCCCGCACGCCCCCGCCCCCCAUUUCCAGCUGCAGUUCCCCCCCCAGACCCAACUCAAAGCCCAAACCCCCACCCACGGGCUGCACAUCCCCGGGGAGCCCCCCCGCAGUUACCCCAACCAGUUCCAGCCCCCCCCGGCCGGCCCCGGGGCCCCCGCGCAGCAGAAGCAGGUCCUGGAAAGGUUCCAGCAGGUGCCCCAGGGGAUCAUCCUGCAGCCCAAGCAGCCGGCGCCCAGCAGCCAGGCCCCCCCGGCGCUCGCCCCCCCGGCGCUCGCCCCGUUCGCCAGCCCUUCGUCCUCCUCAGCAUCGUCAUCCUCCGUCCUGGGCGCGCAGGGACCGGGACCGGGACCGGGACAGGGACCGGGACAGGGACAGGGACAGGGACAGGCCCCGCCGGGCACGGGGGCGAGCGCGGCCCCCCCCGCCGCAGGAAUUCCCGCCCCGCUUCCUGCGGAAAACAAACCCUUUUCUGGCGUUUCCGGCCCCGUUUCUGCGGCAAAAGGGGCCGCGGCACCGGGGAAGCCGGGGACGCCGCUCGCCAUCCAGCAAACGGUGCCGGCCAAGCCCGGGGUGAUCAGCUCGGUCCUGGCCAAGGGCCCCGUGCAGAUCCAGGUGGUGGGGAAGCUCGUGCCCCCGCUGCCCAACCAGCCGUUCGACAGCAAACUGAAGAAAACCCCGACGCUGCAGCCCAGCAAGGAAGCCUGUUUUCUGGAGCAGCUGCACAAGCACCAGGGCUCGGUGCUGCACCCCGACUACAAGACGUCGUUCCGCUCCCUGGAGGACGCGCUGCAGCGGCUCCUUCCCUACCACGUGUACCAGGGCGUGCUGCCCUCGCCGCACGAUUACCGCAAAGUGGAUGAGGAGUUCGAGGUGGUGUCGGCGCAGCUGCUGCGGCGCACGCAGGCCAUGCUCAACAAGUACCGCCUGCUGCUGCUCGAGGAGUCGCGGCGGGUGAGCCCGUCGGCAGAGAUGGUGAUGAUCGACCGCAUGUUCAUCCAGGAGGAGAAAACCAUGCUGGCGCUGGACAAGCAGCUGGCCAAGGACAAGCCAGACGAAUACGUCUCGUCCUCCCGCACUCAGCCGCUCCCCCCGGCCCCGGAGCCCCCCAAGGCCCCCCCGGCGCCCCCGAACCCCCCGUUACACCCCACCAAGCUGGUGAUCAAGCACGGCGGGGGGGGCUCCCCGUCCGUCACCUGGGCCAAAGCGCCGGGGGGGCCGGAGGGCGACGAGGACGCGCUGCCCUCGCGCAGCAAACCCCCCAUCAAGACCUACGAGGCGCGGAGCCGCAUCGGGCUCAAGCUCAAGAUCAAGCAGGAGGCCGGGCUGAGCAAAGUGGUUCACAACACGGCGCUGGACCCCGUGCACCAGCCCCCCCGCGCCCCCCCGGACCCCCCCGCGCAGAUGAACGGCACCCUGGACCACCCCCCCGAAAAGAAACCCCCCGGCGCCGCCGCCUCCUGCCGCCUCCCGCUGCGCAAAACCUACCGCGAGAACGUCGACGCCUUCGCCCCCCACAAACCCGCCCCGAAGCCCCCCAGGCCCCCCCGCGGCGACGAGGGCCCCCCCGCCAAGAGCCCCCCGCGGCUCGCCCCGCUCGCCAAGGCCGACGCCGACGCCGAGUUCUACCGCGGGCCCAUCAAACCGGAGCCCCCCGACCCCAACCUGAGCGCGGAGCUGGGGUGGGGACACCCCCCCUUUGUUACCCCCCCCGGCCAAACGGCGGAAAUCCGAGUCGCUGGAGGUGGACAACGCCAGUUUCUCCAGCGACAGCCCCCCCGACGCCGCGCUCAGCGAGCACCUGCAGAGCGCCAUCGACAGCAUCCUCAACCUGCAGCACCCGCGCGGGCCUUCCUCCCGCUCCUCCUCCUCCUCCUCGCCCUUCGGAGCCUCCCCCGACGCGCUGCCCCCCCCAGCCACAACGGCGGGCUGGGCGCCAGGACGUUGCACAGAUAACACGCGCGGAAACGGGGCGGGAAAGCGCCCGGAACGCGGCGGGAAAACGCCCGGAACGCGGCGGGAAAACGGGGCGGAAGACGCUGAGAAACGGGGCGGAAAACGCUGAGAAACGGGGUGGGAAACGCCCAGAAACGGGGCGGAAAACG
Molecule: messenger RNA, 4655 nt
Organism: Columba livia (rock pigeon)
Lineage: Eukaryota; Metazoa; Chordata; Aves; Columbiformes; Columbidae
Gene: BICRA
Product: BRD4 interacting chromatin remodeling complex associated protein
Biological process (GO): positive regulation of DNA-templated transcription
Cellular component (GO): SWI/SNF complex
Source: RefSeq, a predicted model, not a curated record